Molecule: messenger RNA, 210 nt
Organism: Aphanomyces astaci
Lineage: Eukaryota; Oomycota; Saprolegniomycetes; Saprolegniales; Verrucalvaceae
Exons: 1
Coding region: 1-210 (69 amino acids)
Source: RefSeq, a predicted model, not a curated record
AUGCUGGCGUACUUGUGCGAAAAAGCCAAUGGCGAUUUGCGCACGAUUGUGAAAGGGCGUGUCCAAGAUAGUGAUGACGGUAACACUGAGAACCAAGGGAUUGAGGAAGCCGAAACGGCCGACAGAGCGCAACCAUCCAUUCCUCCGGCGCCGACCGCAGCGUCCAAGAAGUCUACCCGCAAACGUCCUCGUCGCAAUUGGUUCAACUAG